AUUAUGAAACGGAGGGAGUAAUAAAAAUGUUCUAUAAUUCGCCUCCCAGCAGCGAGCAUUUCGUAAACCCUAAACCCCUUCUUGCCCAUUUUCCUAAAACCCUAAACCCUUCUCUCUCUCUCUCCCCCUCUCUUCAUUUCAAAUGGCUCUCAUACCCACCAUUCUCCGCAGAUCUCUCUCACUCUCCCGUGCUUCAGUCUCCGCCGUCCGAUUGAUCGGCGGCGUCAGCCAUUUCAAUUGCAACUGCCACUCUUGCACUUCAAUUGCGCUAAAAAAAUCUCAUCUUUCUCAAGACUUCAGUGUCCCCUCUUCUUCGGUCCGUAAUUUCUCUGCCUCGGUCGCCGUGACUCGCCCGAGUCCCGACGAGUCGCUGAUUAAAGUCAUCGAUCAGGAAAUCGCUUGCGCUGUCGAGUCGAACGAGGAUAAUGAGGUGCAGGAGGCUCCAGAGGACUUCCCAUUUGAAAUUGAAGAUAACCCUGGCCAGCAUACAAUAUCUCUGUCUGCUGAACAUGAUGGCGAGGCUAUUAGUGUUGUGGUUUACAUGCCCAAUGUUACAGCUGAAGAGGAAAACAACGAUAAUGAUGACGACGAUGAUGCUGAGAAUCCUAGCGAGUCUAGUAUGUCGCUGGUUGUUCGACUUAGUAAGAGUUCUGGUCUUGUUUUGGAAUUUGGUUGUACUGCAUACCCGGAUGAGAUCUCAAUUGACACCUUAUCAGUUAAGGACCCUGAAAAUGUUGAAGAUCCUCUAGCUUACGAAGGACCUGAUUUCUCUGAUUUGGACGAGAAUCUGCAAAAAGCUUUUCACAAGUAUCUAGAGAUCAGGGGAAUCAAGCCUAGCAUGACAAAUCAUCUCUACGAGUACAUGCUCAACAAAGACAGCAAAGAAUACUUGGUCUGGUUGAAGAAUCUUAAGGAGUUCGUACAGGCGUAAAUCGGUCUGGUACCACAUUUUGGUUGGGACAUUUUGAUUCUGACUAGAUGUGGUGAAACUGGCCUUGGCAUUUUUAGAAGUCUGAUAAUGAGAAUUUUAGAGCUUCAAGCUUCUAAUUUGAGUGGUUAAAGGUUUGAUAUGACUUCUGAUACUUGCCGCUAUUUAAAUUUAAUAUGGGCGGGGCCAUUAAUGCAAUAGAUAGUUAUUGAGGGGUGUUUUUUUCUUUCGUUGGUGUAACAUGAAGACAACAUUUACCAGCAUAUUAUAGAUAUUUGAUUGGCAUUCA
This is a messenger RNA of Daucus carota subsp. sativus, 1217 nucleotides long. RefSeq lists its product as uncharacterized. NCBI's taxonomy places the organism in Eukaryota, Viridiplantae, Streptophyta, Magnoliopsida, Apiales, Apiaceae. The record is from RefSeq and is a predicted model, not a curated record. Gene Ontology annotation, cellular component: mitochondrial matrix. The transcript is spliced from 3 exons. The coding region runs from base 143 to 931 and encodes 262 amino acids.